AUGGCCGAGUACUGGAAGGAGAGCGUGGCUCGGCCGGGGGAGGUGAUGCUCCUCCGGUACGAGCACCUCAAGGAGGACGCCGUAGGGACACUAAGGAGGCUGGCCGAGUUCCUCUGCUGUCCCUUCGCCGACGAGGAGGUGGCCAGCGGCGUCCCUAAAGUUGUAGCUGCGCUGUGCGGCUUGGACAGGAUGAAGAUGCGUCCAGACCUGCUAGCAGCGCUAGUGCUCCUGGGCCACCAGCAACGCCCUCCUGGUGGCAAGUGGGCCGCCUGCCCUGCUGCUGGCCUUGCGCCCCGUGCGCCCGCGAUCCGCGUGCUGCCAGCACGAGCCAGGCGCUGGCCUCUGUCCGAGCGCGAGCUCGCUCGAGCGCAGUCGCCGCCGCCGCCGCCGGUGGCUGCCUUCUCCCUCGCCCCGGCCUGA
This is a messenger RNA of Panicum virgatum (switchgrass), 420 nucleotides long. RefSeq lists its product as uncharacterized. Bases 1 to 420 code for a protein of 139 amino acids. NCBI's taxonomy places the organism in Eukaryota, Viridiplantae, Streptophyta, Magnoliopsida, Poales, Poaceae. The transcript has 2 exons. The record is from RefSeq and is a predicted model, not a curated record. Gene Ontology annotation, molecular function: sulfotransferase activity.